AUGGCGGUCGCUGCUGCCACCACAGUGUCGGGGAGACGAUUGAUCAUCUCAACUCAGCUCCGGACGAGGAACGAGCACUCGCUAACCCAACGCUGGCAGGCUCAGGGCAAUUGGGGUCCUCCCAACUGGGGCCCAGGCACUUGGGGCUCGGUCGACUCACCCGGCCACGGCGCCAGCUCAGUCCCGGCCUUCUCAUCAGACCACUCAGCCAGCUCAAGCGCUGUCACCACACCCAGCCGUCCAGCCAGCUCAAGCGCCGUGGCCGCAUCGAGCGCACCAGCGAGCUCCAGUACGCCCAGUGCCAACAACAGUCUCACGUUCGUGGUCGGGGUCUCCGUCAAUGCUGGCCAGCAAUUCCAGAAAAUGAUAGGCGGAGGGUGUUCUGGAGCCUUCGGUGCAGCUUGCACGACCAACACACUCUCGGCGGCCGACCAGCAAACAGUGGUCAGAACACUAUUUGAUGAGAACGUUGGUGGCUUGUCCAUCCUCCGCAACCUCAUCGGAUCGUCAAGGGGCGCCACCAUUCUCCCAACGUGUCCGGCAACGCCUGCGGGGCCGUUCAACUACACUUUCCCACCCAACAAUGACAGCUGCCAACUAACGCUUGCGCAAAACGCGCUCAGAUAUAACCCAAACCUAUUCCUCUACGCUGACGCAUGGUCUGCGCCUGGGUGCUUCAAGACUACCGGCCAGGAGGCCGGUGGAGGGUACAUCUGUGGCGUCCGUCGUUCCAACUGCACGUAUGAUUGGCGUGAGGCGUACGCGAACUACUUGAUUGAAUAUGUGAGACUCUACCAGCAACGGGGAAUUAACACAAGCCUGCUCGGCGCGUACAAUGAACCUGACUUCAACCCUUUCACCUACUCCGCAAUGCUGUCUGACGGAUAUCAAGCGUACGACUUCCUCUCCGUCUUGUACCCAAUGGUCAAAAAGGCGUUUCCUAGCCUAUCGGUAUCUUGUUGCGACUCGACCGGGGCUCGCCAGCAGCGCGACCUCCUCUACGAAUUGGGUCGUCUCGGUGGUCUUGACUUGUUCGAUGUCAACACCUACCAUAACUACCAAUCUGAUGUGAAACGGCCCUUUGCCGAUCUCCUCCACGGCCAACCUACCAUUGAGACGGAAUGGAGCGAUGGUGGAUCAACAUGGACUCCGACUUGGGACGUACAAGGCCAGAACUUUGAAGGCUUCCAGUGGGCCAUCUACAUGCAUAACGCCUUCGUCAACAACGUGGCGGGCUGGUCCCACUGGUGGUGUUCCUGGAACGGUGGCGAUGCUGCGCUCGUCAAUGUCAAUGGCACAUCCUACCAAGUCGCUGCCCGACUCUGGGCAUUCGCCGGCUACUUCCGCUUUGCACGGCCGGGCGCCGUACGUAUUGCGGCUAACUCGAGUGUCGAGGAGGUCUAUGUCACUGCGUGGGUCAACACCAAUGGUACCGUCUCCAUCCCAGUGGUCAACGCUGCAUACUACCCGUAUACCGUCAACGUGGACCUCGCUGGGACGAGCGUCUCUCGGGCUGCUGCCUACCUUACCGACAACACCCACAAUGUGACUCUGAGCAACCAGUUCACGUUCAGCGGAGGCAGAUUCACGGCUCAGGUCGAACCCAGAUCAAUGACCACGUUCUUCUUGAGUUGA
Messenger RNA from Baudoinia panamericana UAMH 10762, 1635 nucleotides. Its product is annotated as glycoside hydrolase family 30 protein. The record is from RefSeq and is a predicted model, not a curated record. Bases 1 to 1635 code for a protein of 544 amino acids. The transcript has 4 exons. NCBI's taxonomy places the organism in Eukaryota, Fungi, Ascomycota, Dothideomycetes, Mycosphaerellales, Teratosphaeriaceae. Gene Ontology annotation, molecular function: glucosylceramidase activity. Gene Ontology annotation, biological process: sphingolipid metabolic process.